AUGUUAAACUUCGAAGUCCGUGCAACUCUUGAACAUCCUGCAACGGAGGACUUUGGCCAACUAGUGCUGUACCUAUUGCUACCCUGCAGCCAGAAAGUACAACAACUCCGACGCUAUAUCGGUGGAAAUAAUGCAGUUCUUCAGAAUUGA
Molecule: messenger RNA, 150 nt
Organism: Sclerotinia sclerotiorum 1980 UF-70
Lineage: Eukaryota; Fungi; Ascomycota; Leotiomycetes; Helotiales; Sclerotiniaceae
Exons: 2
Coding region: 1-150 (49 amino acids)
Source: RefSeq, a predicted model, not a curated record